AUGCCGCGAAACAACCUUGACACCCUCACUCAAUCACACAACGCCAUCGCCGCAAAGAAAAAGGCCAAGCGCGAACAGAUAAAAGAAAUCCUAUUCGACGAUGAAGCACGCAGAGAAUUUUUGACUGGUUUUCACAAGCGGAAACUCGCAAAGGCGGAAGCGGCAAGGAGCAAGGCGAAGGAGAGAGAGAAGCAAGAGCGUCUGGAGGCACGUCGUGAGCAACGACGAAUGCUGCGUGAACAAGCAGCUGAGAAUUCUGCACAGGUAGAAAAAGCUUACGGCGCCAUUUUCGGUGCGAUUCCUCGAGCAUUUUGA
Molecule: messenger RNA, 315 nt
Organism: Laccaria bicolor S238N-H82
Lineage: Eukaryota; Fungi; Basidiomycota; Agaricomycetes; Agaricales; Hydnangiaceae
Exons: 3
Coding region: 1-315 (104 amino acids)
Cellular component (GO): nucleolus
Molecular function (GO): RNA binding
Source: RefSeq, a predicted model, not a curated record